GCAUUUUGAACGCACGGGCCAAGUCGCGAUUGGUCUGCCCAAAUUUUUUCGACAGCUUCCAUCAUCGGCCUGCAAGCCCACAUCUCCUGUCCACUGUCCAACUCCGAUCCCCGGCUUCAUUCAUCCGCCACGUCCACAACCUUCGCCAUGUCGUCGCUUUGGGAUACUCUUUCUGGUCGUAAGUCCUCUCAGAAGGACGCCGGUGCUUCCCAGUCUUCACCGGCCCCCGAACCUACAACCACCUUCCAGAACACCCCAGCACAGUUCGACCCUUCAGCAGGAUCUGGCGUCGAGUCUUUCCUUCAGAGCUCAUCCUUUGCCGACCCCGCGCAACUACACCCCCUCUCUGGACUGAACAAGGACACACUCGAAUACCUUUCUCUCGAAGAUGCGGCUCUGGCGGAUGUCCCUGGCCAGUCUGCCCUCCCCUCCCGAGGCUUCACCGAUGACCUUUGCUACGGAACGGGAGUCACAUACUUGGCAGCCUUGUCGAUAGGAGGAGCCUGGGGACUGCAAGAGGGUCUGAGGAGAUCAGCCAACCAGCCGCCGAAGCUACGACUCAACUCAGUGCUUAACGCCGUCACCCGCCGUGGCCCCUUCCUGGGUAACUCCGCUGGUGUCGUCGCCAUUACCUACAACUUUUUCAACGCGGGUAUCGGUUACUUCAGGGGAAAGCACGACUCUGCCAACACGAUCUUGGCUGGCGCUUUUAGUGGAAUGGUUUUCAAGAGCACAAGGGGUGUGCGGCCCAUGUUGAUUUCCGGUGGUGUUGUGGCCUCCGUGGCCGGUGCCUGGGCUGUUGUCCGCAGUACUUUCUUCUCUGCCCCCGAGCCUGUUACUUCCGAGCAUGCCACCUUGUAAUUUACGACAUAACCUGACGAAUUGUCCCCGUUGAAACCCGCCAGUAAUGAUUAUUCAUUAUGCCCAUGGAUCACGUUGGAUCUGUGGACGAUGAUGCUCGCCAUUGCGAGCUUCUUCUAUCUGUUGUUUGAGUAAGGGAAUUUAGAGCGCCUUAGAGGAGUCUUGGGCAUUGUGACGGACGAUCUCUCCUCAAGUGGACCCGUGUACAGUAUUUAGGAAGGAGCAUUAGAAGACCGCAUCACUGGGUGGAAGUGGGCG
Messenger RNA from Colletotrichum scovillei, 1119 nucleotides. RefSeq lists its product as uncharacterized. The coding region runs from base 148 to 861 and encodes 237 amino acids. Gene Ontology annotation, cellular component: TIM23 mitochondrial import inner membrane translocase complex; mitochondrial inner membrane. Gene Ontology annotation, biological process: protein import into mitochondrial matrix. The record is from RefSeq and is a predicted model, not a curated record. NCBI's taxonomy places the organism in Eukaryota, Fungi, Ascomycota, Sordariomycetes, Glomerellales, Glomerellaceae. Gene Ontology annotation, molecular function: transmembrane protein transporter activity. The transcript is spliced from 2 exons.